Messenger RNA from Danaus chrysippus (African queen), 924 nucleotides. The record is from the annotation of a GenBank genome assembly. NCBI's taxonomy places the organism in Eukaryota, Metazoa, Arthropoda, Insecta, Lepidoptera, Nymphalidae.
AUGGUGAAUGAAUUCUCGGAAGUAGUGAACGUUUCGUAUCAGUUGUAUGUAGCUUGUUUCCAUCUCGCUCGCUCAUGGUCGACGACGUCCGCACAUAUAUCCCCACUUUUCAUAGUUUAUGCGAGUGUUCUAAAUUUAAAUUUAAUCAUUUCAGAUGCAUGUGUGGAGGUGGGAGGGGUGCUCAAUAAUUGGUCAACAGGCAUUGCUUGUCCCAACUGCCGGCACCAAUUACGUGUGUCACUGGCACAUACCAAGACAACACAGAACCCAAUCAGCCCGCUGACACCACCAUUCACGAUUCAGCCCUCGUUCUUGCCACAUUCACCACUGUAUGCCGCACCAUCACCUCCUGUUAUUACCUCACCAUAUAAUGAUGAGCUCCGACGGUUAGCUGACACACUCAGAGCUUUAAGGCUUUCUGGGUGGUAUUAUGGAAAUUUAGAUUGGCAGGGGGCUCGAAGUUUAUUGAAAGAUGCCAGUAUAGGUGCCUUUGUAAUACGGGAUUCUGGAGAUAGAAAUUUUAUAUUCUCGCUAUCUGUUCAGACUGAGAGAGGGCCAACUUCUGUAAGACUACAUUAUGAACAAGGUUCCUUUAGGUUAGAUUGUGAUAGACCUCUUGCCAGGUAUAUGCCUAGAUUCAGAUGCGUUGUGGAACUGGUGCAGCAUUACACUCAAGUCGGAGAAAGAGGUCCCGUCGGUACAGUGUGGGUUGAUCGAGAAGGAUGUCCACACUCACCUGUACUUCUGAAGACUCCAUUAAGAAAAUCACCACCUUCUCUCCUACACUGCGCACGGUUAGCGGUUCACAAAGCGUUGGAUUCAAAUCCUCUAACGCCUAAACUAUGGUGUGCCCCUAAACAUAGGUUGUUACCUCUACCCUCAACACUCAUAGACUACCUUGGGGAGUAUCCAUACUCAAUCUAA